Theobroma umbraticum is the source of this 887-nucleotide messenger RNA. RefSeq lists its product as uncharacterized. The record is from RefSeq and is a predicted model, not a curated record. NCBI's taxonomy places the organism in Eukaryota, Viridiplantae, Streptophyta, Magnoliopsida, Malvales, Malvaceae.
AUGAGGUCGGUUGAGCGGUCCGACCAAUGAUUCCAAAAGUCGGCUUUCUCUGUCUGGGUUUUGCAUAUUUAACACAUCUUGCCCUUGAAAACGUCAGAUAUGUUGUCUUCUGAUGAUUUCUCCAACUCAAAUUCUCUCCCUGUCGAUAACAUGCCAACCAAAAUGGCGACACGCUGUAAAGACAUGGCGGUGUUGGUAACCGUUUACGUAGAGAAGCCCCGGAGGAGAGUUUCAUCAAACAACCAACACCACCGUCAACGCCAUUAUCUUCAUCACACCAUCAAGCAAGAGCAGAUUAAGCAUGGAGGCACAGGUAAAGUGUACAACAGAAGAGCUGAGCUUCUUCAUUACUCCCAGCGCCUUAGGGAGUCUGCUCGAUCAGCGGCGUCCACACCCUCGCAGUCAAAACCAGUUUCUACCAAUGAUCAGCAAGCAUCAAACAAGAUUGUCGCUGUCCAAAGUAAGCCAAAAUAUUCCAAGACUCCCGCUUGUUUUGACAACUGGGGAAUCUUGAUCCCAAGUUUUCUUAGGUCUUUGACGACCCUCCGAGCCAAGAAAACUGGGAAGAAAAAACAGCACGUUGGAUCCACAUCAAGCAAUAGUAGUAUGAUGAAAGCUGCAAUGACAAGCUUACAGAUGCAAAAGAAGUGGAGAUUCUUCUCAAAACCGAUCUCGAUGUUGCACAAGCAUCGAUAAAACUCCAAUUUUGCUUGCGUCUUGAUUGUAAUUUUUGAUAGAGGUGACUUUUUGGUUUGAAAUGCAUCGAAAAAUACAAGAUUAUGUAUUAAAGAUGAAAAUCUAUAUACACAUCAGGAUGCAUUCACUUGUAACUUGUAGAAAUGGUGAUUUCUCUUCAUUGAACAAGUAUGUGAUGACAAUUAUUUGAU